ACGUUAAGACAUGCAUAAAUUCUUGCCGUUGUUCUCUCUUUCGCACUCUCACACCGUUGCACACCCUUCGCCCGCUUGAAUGUAUUGUGUUCUCUCGUUGACUUUCCCACGCUAAUUCGUCACAAGCAACACAGCGCACGGUACUUUGCCUCAGUCUAUUUAUGUUUUGUUUCAGAUAAACACCACAAACAGAAGAAAUAAUCGCGCGCGUCAAUCAUGUCAAACGUCAAACAACACGAAGAAAAUAUGGAUAACGAAGUUGGUUCAGUGAAAGAUUUCGAUCAGUUCGCUGGGAAUAGAGUUUGCCAAUCGUCACCGAACCAGUCGGAAUUGUCGGUUAUCUCGAUCAGCUCAAACGAUUCGGGCGUCUCGUUCGACGACAACUUGAAGUAUAAAUUAAGUUCGUUCCUAAAAUUCAAAAAAGAUACACCGAAAAUGUGGUCAGUGGAAUUUAACCACUUUCUGAAGCCGGGCCAGCCGAAUAUCUUUGCCUUGGUUGGCGGACAAUGGUUUUCUAUAUAUGAAUCAACGGCAAAUGGACAAAUCAAACAGCUGAUGUACUAUAAAGAUCCAGACGCCAAAGAGGAUUUUUACACGUGCUGUUGGUCGGUGACUGGGUCGGGCAAAAGAUCGAUAUUGGUAACGGCCGGUGUACGUGGUAUCAUUCGAAUUAUUGAGCCACAAAGUCCAAAUGCCAAACCGGAGCAUUUGAUUGGUCAUGGUGGAGCGUUAAAUCAGCUCAAAGUGUCACCAAGAAAGCCAUUUUUGUUGGCAUCGGCCAGCAAGGACCAUUCGAUUCGUCUAUGGAACAUUGAAACCAAAGCAUGCAUUGCCACGUUUCACGCCAUCGAAGCACAUCGCGAUGAAGUGGUUUCGAUUGAUUUCAAUCGUGAUUGCACACGGCUCGUGUCGGGCGGUCUCGAUCACAUGAUCGCCAUUUGGGACUUAACUGUUCCGGAAAUCGCCAACACCAUCGAAAAAAGCAAACGCUAUAACGUGAAUCUGUCUUCACAGGCCAUCAAAACGGCGUAUCAUCCAUUUCCAAUGUUUUCAACACGAAGCCUUCACUCGAACUAUAUCGAUUGCGUACAAUGGCACAACGAAUUCAUCAUUUCAAAGUCCAAUUUAGACGAUUUAUACUGUUGGAAACCGGGUUUGCUGCCGUGCGAUCAAAGAACUGGGGCACAUUCACGCAACGCCUUCACAAAAAUUGCCAAAUUCAACGUGGAAAAUUGCAUUUAUUAUUUUACACGUUUCACAACCAGCUAUGAUGGGUCUGUUUUAGCAUUGGGCAAUGCCAACGGCACAGUUCGCCUAUGGAAUCUUGAUUGCAUUGAUCCAACGGAUAUUCCCAACGUAACGCUGCAUCAUUUCAAACGCACCCAGAACAUUCGAGAUUUGAGCUUUUCCCGUUGUGGUCGCGAUCUGGUCUUCUACUGCGAUGACGGCACCGUUUGGCUCUAUCAACGCUGAACAAAAACAAAUGGAGCUGGAUUCAUCAAAACGCUGAACAACUUGUCAUCGAAUGCAUGAAAUAACAGCAGUUUCAUUUAAAAUAAAACUUUAAUUGAUUUGCAAUUAGUUCAAGUUUUGAAUAUUAAGCAGCUACGAUUCACUGAUACCUCAUCAAAUGAGUUCUAAAGUUAAACUCAUGAAAAUAACAACAAAAACAAAGAAAAAAACAUAUGUAGAGAAAAAAAAAUUCGCAUAAAAAAAACAAAAAAAAGACGGUCCAGAAGCGAUAUUGGAGAAAUUUUAUCGAAAUCGCUAUAUUACCGCGCAAAAGGAACCCUUUUUCUACCUCAAAAAUGUAAUUCAAUGUGACUUUAUGUUCAUAUCACCAAAAAAUGUUAAAUUUCUAGAACUAAGCCCAACAUAUUGAAGCAUGCUUCAUGUGCACAUUCAAAAGAAACUCAUAAGAACUGCGUUCAAAACGAUAUUUAAUAAGAAAAUUAGUUGAACUAAAUCACUGAACAACCAAAAUGAAACAAAAAAUGUGAAAAAAUUCUAAAUAAAUGUCCUUAUGAGAAUA
Molecule: messenger RNA, 2032 nt
Organism: Sitodiplosis mosellana (orange wheat blossom midge)
Lineage: Eukaryota; Metazoa; Arthropoda; Insecta; Diptera; Cecidomyiidae
Product: polycomb protein esc-like
Exons: 5
Coding region: 217-1473 (418 amino acids)
Biological process (GO): negative regulation of transcription by RNA polymerase II
Cellular component (GO): ESC/E(Z) complex
Molecular function (GO): nucleosome binding; protein binding
Source: RefSeq, a predicted model, not a curated record